UGGGGGCGGAGCCUGGGCGGGGCAGAAGAGACGCAGGCCGGGUAGGUGCCGGUGCCUCCGUGCUCCGGGACCCGGACCUGCAGCGGACGCCGCCCAGGCCGCCGCGCUGUGGCGGCAUCCACUCCGGCCCAGCUCUUUGGUGGCGGUAGCCGGACGGGAAGCCUCAGUGGGAUGCGGUUGACGCGGAAACGGCUCUGCUCGUUUCUCAUCGCCCUCUACUGCCUCUUCUCGCUGUACGCUGCAUACCACGUCUUCUUCGGGCGCCGCCGCUGGGCGUCGGCCGCAUCUUUGCGGAGCCUCCGGAAGGAGGCGGCCCCGGUGCGGGAGAGGCGCGGCCGAGAACAAUCUACUUUGGGAAGUGAAGAAUGGAAUCCUUGGGAAGGAGAUGAAAAAAAUGAGCAACAACACAGAUUUAAAACUAGCUUUCAAAUAUUAAAUAAAUCCACAAAAGGGAAAACAGACUUCCGAAUACAAAUCUGGGGCAAAGCUGCCAUUGGUUUGUAUCUCUGGGAGCAUAUUUUUGAAGGCUUACUCGAGCCCACUGAUGUGACCGCGCAGUGGAGAGAAGGAAAUUCAAUUGUAGGAAGAACACAUUACAGCUUCAUCACUGGUCCAGCUGUAGUCCCAGGAUACUUCUCUGUUGAUGUAAAUAAUGUGGUACUCAUAUUAAACGGAAGAGAAAAAGGAAAGGUCUUUUAUGCCACCCAGUGGUUACUUUAUGCACAAAAUUUAGUACAAACUCAAAAACUCCAGCAUCUUGCUGUUGUUUUGCUUGGAAAUGAACAUUGUAAUAAUGAAUGGAUAAACCAGUUCCUCAAAAGAAAUGGAGGCUUUGUGGAGCUGCUUUUCAUAAUAUAUGACAGCCCCUGGAUUAAUGACAUGGAUAUUUUUCAAUGGCCUUUAGGAGUAGCAACGUACAGGAGUUUCCCUGUGGUGGAGGCAAGUUGGUCAAUGCUGCAUAAUGAAAGGCCCUACUUAUGUAAUUUCUUAGGAACUGUUUAUGAAAAUUCAUCCAGACAAGCACUAAUGAACAUUUUGAAACAAGACGGGAUUGAUAAGCUCUGUUGGGUUUCAGUAAGAGAACAGUGGCAGCCUCAGGAAACGAAUGAAAGCCUUAAGAAUUAUCAAGAAGCUUUGCUUCAGAGUGACCUCACGCUGUGCCCAGUAGGAGUAAACACGGAAUGUUACAGAAUAUACGAGGCCUGCGCCUGUGGCUCCGUUCCCGUGGUAGAAGAUGUAAUGACAGCUGGCAGCUGUGGAAAUACGUCUGUUUACCAUAAUGCUCCUCUGCGGUUACUCAAGUCCAUGGAUGCUCCCUUCAUCUUUGUUAAGAACUGGACGGAACUUCCUGCUGUUCUGGAAAAAGAAAAAACUCUAAUUUUACAGGAAAAGAUUCAAAGGAGAAAAAUGUUACUUCACUGGUAUCAACACUUCAAAACAGAGCUAAAAAUGAGAUUUACUAAUAUUUUAGAAAGUUCAUUUUUAAUGAACAAUAAAGGUUAACUAUGAUCUUUUUGAGCUACGAUCUGAUUUUUGAAAUCAUCUCUAACACUGGAGUGUGGGUGUGUGAUUGUGUAUUUAUAAAUGUUCUUUAAAAUACCCUUGUAGACCCUAGAUUAUGUCUGUCAUGUUAACCCAGUGCUCCUGUGCUGGGCCACUCCUGUAAAUGAAGUUAAAAUGUUACUCAACUGACUUUUACAAAGUUAAAUGAUUCAACAUUUAUCAACUCUUCCCACCCAUUAAACCCACUCUAGGGAAGCAGCACAGUGUAGUGGAAAGACUAGGCUCUGGAGUCAGACAAAACCCAGGCUGAACCCUCGCCGCCGCAGCUUCUACUGUUUGGGGACCUUGAGGAAGCCGCCUGAUUGCUCUGAGUCUUGGUUCCUUUCAAUGUAAAAUGGACCUAAUGGUACCUCAUUGGGUAAGUUAUAAAUAUGAAAUGAAAUAACAUAUAAAGUACCCAAUAUAUGUAGUAAAUGCUAAAUACAAAGUAAUUUCUAAUUCAUUUUUCAAUCCUUACUAGUUAGUAGGGUUAAAUUGAAAUGUUUUAUCACAUGCUCAGUUACAUAAUAUUGGGAGUAAUCAUACACCAUGUUGGGAAUGCAUGUGGACGAAUCUCAAAGAGUUAGACGUUUAGAUGACUCAAGUUUUGUUGGAUCAUGUUGAGGUGGGUGCCUGGAUGCAGAAUUUGUUCAUAAUUCAUACAAAACAUGGACUGGGGGCAGCCAGAACCAGAAAAUUAGUGCUAAACUCAACAGAAGUUGUCGUUGAAGGACAGAGUAAGACUGGCCACCUUGGGAGAGCACUUCACGCAAAGGCUGCCUGAUGCCCUUGAGAGCAGUGGCUUUGUUUAAGGCUGAGUGGUCUUCAUCUUCAGGUCCUUGGGCUCCUGAGAGGAUGAACUUGAGCUCAAUCUGUUGCUUUGUCUGGCUUUUUAUUUUCUCAGGCAUCUUAUAGCUUGACUCCUGUGAAACCAGGGGGUUAACAUCGUUGUUAAUGAUGCUUUUUUGUCUCUAGGAGCUUUUUGUCUCCUCAUUAUAUGAAUGGCCAUAGAUAUUCAACAGGUAUAAGUUACCCCCACACUUUCUUGGACCUGGAGCUCACACAGGGAUCUCCACAUCUUCAGAAGGCCUGGCAGCCUGGAUGUAAAGGACCUUACCUUUGCGGCAUAUUGAAGAGUCAUGGUGCCUGCCACAACCGUAUUCAAGCCUAAGGAAACUGCGCCUGCUCAAAGCACCACACCUAGGGAGCAUUUUAUACCUUGUUUCUCUCCUCUUUUUCCCCCACCUCAGGUGACAACCAUGGACACUUGAUUCAAGAGCACCUUGUUUAGGCUUCCUCAUGACCCUGAACAUUGGUACCAAAAAAUAAUAGCAGGUCAACAAUUAGUCCAAAGCCUUUGUGAACUAGGAAAUACUGAGAACCUGGGAGUCAACUGCAGGAGCAGAGCUGAACGGAUGUGGUGGCAUGGGAGCUGUGAGUUAGAGUUGGGCUGUGAGGGAGGCAAAGACACUAUGAACAGCUCGAGAAGAGAAGUCUACCCCAGAGCAGUUGAAAUGCUUCGUAAUGGGCUUCCAGCUAUAACUUCCAUGAAUUUAGAGAUUGCUUUUUUUAUUUCCCCAUUGUGUAGCUUCAGAAUCAUCUCCUUUCUUCAGCCCUCAUCUCUCUUGUCCCCAGGUUACUUGAGUUGACUUCCAAACCAAAAGAACCUCCCAAAACAAUAACUACAGGCUUCACCUUUCAGAGUCCCCAUUUUGUCUUUCCCUUGAGCAGGGGUGCUGCCAGGUCCAAGGCUGUAGCACGAUUCUCCUCUGACAAGGUAAAGAAACUUCUGCACCACACUUCACCAACAAGACUGGAUCAGCUUUCAAAGAAUGCUUUCUGCAUUGAUGUGUUUGUUGCCAGCAGAGCCUUUGGAAUGUCAAGACCAUGGGGCAAGACACAAGUGAAUCAUAUCAGAAGAAACUUUCUAAUGUCCUCCAACAUCCUUUCUUACCAUGUGGAGUUUGUGGGUAACUUACUAAGAGGCCAACUCUGAGCUAUCAGUUGCCUCUAGAACGAGUUGGAAAUCUGCCUACAAAGCUCUGGUGGUCUGCAUUCCAGAGUUGGAGUCCAUAAAGUUUGAAGCUCCGUAAACUAUCAAAGUCUGAAUUCAAAGCUUCACUGAACCAGAAACAUGGUUUGAGGCCAGUGCUAGAGUAAGACUCCACUAUUACAAGUUACUUUUCUGUCAGUACAAAAGAAUGUUCCACUUCAGGAAGUAGCCAAGCAGCAAAAUGCAAUCCUAUAUUAAAUAUUUUGUAACAUACACUAUGUACCAGGAACUUACGUAAAUGUUAGGAAUUUUAAAAAACUAGUUCUGUCCUCAAGGGCUCACAGAACCCUGAUGGGAGAGAGAACUACAUAAAUAAUUACAGAAUAUUUGUGCUAAGAAUUCCAGUAGAUAUAUUUACUAAGAGCUAUGGGAAUUCAGAGAAAAACCUGUCUGUCCAGGAGUAAAACUUCCAGGCUUGCCUUGAGUUGAAUUUAAAGGAUAAAUAGAUUUGGUGGCAUUUUUCAGUAUUGACAAAGGGACUUUGGGGCAGCAUUUUUUUUCCCUCUGAAAAUCAGCUGGGCCUGAGCCCUUCCAAGUGCCCCGGUUCAGAAGACUGAGGCUACUGGGAUGGUGCCAGUCAACUCAAGUGAGCUCUCUCUAGGUGUACAGUCACUGACCUGUGCAGGCAAGGCCUUCUGUCAUCUCCAUCCAUCAGGAUGGAUUCACAGGGGUGAUCUCUGGGGUAGUAGUUCUUGAGUAUUCUCGGAAGGAAUCAGAAUCCCACUUGCUUCAAGUUGUCUAGCAUAUAACUAUGUGUCACUAGUCCUAAAAUGACUCUUACAGCUCCAUUUAGAUACCUUUCGUGUAACAUGAAACUGAACUGUAUUAAACUGUAUUAAACAUAAAACUAAAACUGUA
Hipposideros armiger (great roundleaf bat) is the source of this 4453-nucleotide messenger RNA. RefSeq names its product ribitol xylosyltransferase 1 (gene RXYLT1). The record is from RefSeq and is a predicted model, not a curated record. Gene Ontology annotation, biological process: protein O-linked glycosylation via mannose. Lineage: Eukaryota; Metazoa; Chordata; Mammalia; Chiroptera; Hipposideridae. Gene Ontology annotation, molecular function: ribitol beta-1,4-xylosyltransferase activity. The transcript has 6 exons. Bases 172 to 1503 code for a protein of 443 amino acids. Gene Ontology annotation, cellular component: Golgi apparatus.